Molecule: messenger RNA, 6614 nt
Organism: Myripristis murdjan (pinecone soldierfish)
Lineage: Eukaryota; Metazoa; Chordata; Actinopteri; Holocentriformes; Holocentridae
Gene: cpeb2
Product: cytoplasmic polyadenylation element binding protein 2
Exons: 11
Coding region: 480-2762 (760 amino acids)
Biological process (GO): negative regulation of cytoplasmic translation
Cellular component (GO): cytoplasm; synapse; neuron projection
Molecular function (GO): mRNA regulatory element binding translation repressor activity; ribosome binding; translation factor activity, RNA binding
Source: RefSeq, a predicted model, not a curated record
CCUCUGCCGCAGCAGCACAGCCGGUAACCGGAGGAGGGGGUAGCACGGUCGGACAGGAAUGGACAACACAGGGUAGGCUGCUUCAAGGCCGAAUAGCUCGGUCUUUUGCUAGAUGAUCAUAAUUACCGAGUAGAACGACGACAGAUCGCUUAAAUCAUCAGCCGACUGUUAUUUGCGUAGGCCAGACCCCCUCCUCUAUCUCUCUCUCCAUAUUCUCAAAGACUGUUCUAUAUUUUUUCCAUAACAGACUGAAAAUCGGAAAGGCUAUAAGAGAUAUCUCCCAAACGCAUAUCUCCGCUUUAGUAAAUGGGUGAUUUCGGCUGCGGCUUGCUAGCAGCGGCGAAUAUAAGCACUCUCCUUGACGAAUCACCUACGCCUUGUCCUCUCCGGUUUCCUGCAGCCAGUUGCGUCCCGGUUCGCCCUUCAGCUGCGUCGCCGCGUCCCCGCUGUUCCUGUCAGCUGCUGCGCAUCAGCAAAACAUGCAGGAUGAGCCUGUGGGGGUGACAACCACGCAAUUACCCCCGUCAACCGAGGAAAACGACAGCAGCACUAAAUCGAUCAGCAAAACCGGGAAGCAGCCGAACCAAGCCGACUGCCAAUUGGGCUCGUUCACACCGGACUACAACCAUCUGAACCAGAAUCGAGAUUUUCCCGAUUUCGAUCGUGAUCAUUUUUGUCCGACGCAGUCUAUCUGUGACCUUCAGCACAACCGGAAAAUACAUCAGCAGUUAAGUCAGCACACUGAGUUUAGCUCCACAGAGUCGCCCCCACCCCAGGGACAAUUUAGUCACCUGCCGCAGACGCAGCCCUUCUCCAAGCCCGACCACAGCGCCGACCCCCGCGGCUCUCCAGUGGAAGAGACUGAAGCCGAUGCUGCCUCGCCAUCACUCACUUCCGUAAAUCCAAACAAGAUCCAAAUGGACUCCCCCAUCACGCACCAUAUAAAUAACGGCAAUGGCAGCAACAGCACCGGCAAUAUGUUGUCCGGAGGUCUCGGUGCCGGUUUCCCGAACCUCCCGACCCAGGAGAUGCAGAGUGCCAGUGGGGGCUCGUCUUCACCUCCUCUCCCUGGGUUCGGCACCCCUUGGUCCGUCCAGACCAGCUCCUCGCCACCUCCCGUGCCCAACUCAAUCAAUCCCAUCCACGCCAACGCGAUUAACCCGAUCCCCAACACGGAAUCUGACAACAGCUUCUACCCAGGUAUCCCCUCCUCCAUCAACCCGGCCUUCUUCCAGAGUUUCUCGCCGGUGUCAGCUAAUCCGUGCGCCGGGAUUAAUGUACAGGGCUUCAGCGGGCCUUUCUCGCCCCAGAUAAACGUCCCUCAGCAGCCGCAGAGCCGCAGGUCCCCUGUCAGCCCCCAGAUGCAUCCCCAGCAGGGCGCCUUCCUGCAACAGAGGAACAACUACAACCACCAUCAGCCAAUGGUGAAACCGUCUCCCUGGGGCAGUCACCAGGGGAGUGGCUGGGGCUCGGGGGGGAUGUCCUGGGGCCGGGACCACCGCAGAGGGGGCGGCAUGGGCGUACCUGGCUCAGUCAGCCAUGUCUCACCCAUGAAGAAACCGUUCUCCAGCAACGUUAUCGCCCCUCCGAAGUUCCCACGGUCUGGUGGAUCACUUGGGCCCAAGUCCUGGCUCGAGGAGAACAUGUUUCGAACAGACAGCAACAGCAACACCUUGCUGCCUCUGCAGGACCGCUCCAGAGUGUACGACAGUCUGAACAUGCACUCCCUGGAAAGCUCCCUGAUUGAUAUCAUGCGAGCGGAGCAGGAUCCAAUGAAGGGCCGUGUUGGAUGCCCUCACCCUGGGGCCGACAGCCUGCUCAUGCUCAAUGCCAGGAGCUAUGGGAGACGUAGAGGCCGUUCCUCCCUCUUCCCUAUUGAUGACAAUCUCCUUGAUGAUGGCCAUGGCAACCAGGGUGUCCCAGGAGUGCUCGGCUCGCCCAACUGUUACCCCCACCAAAACGGAGAGCGCAUCGAGCGCUUCUCCCGUAAAGUGUUUGUGGGCGGUUUGCCCCCUGACAUAGAUGAAGAUGAGAUAACCUCAAGCUUCCGCCGCUUUGGUCACCUGGUGGUUGACUGGCCACACAAAGCAGAGAGCAAGUCCUACUUCCCCCCAAAAGGAUAUGCCUUCCUGCUGUUCCAGGAGGAGAGCUCAGUGCAGGCUCUGAUUGAAGCCUGCAUGGAGGAGGAUGGGAAGCUCUACCUGUGUGUUUCUAGCCCCACCAUAAAGGACAAACCAGUACAGAUUCGCCCCUGGAACCUGAGUGACAGCGACUUCGUCAUGGACGGCUCUCAGCCGCUUGAUCCCCGCAAGACCAUCUUUGUGGGAGGUGUUCCUCGCCCCCUGAGAGCAAUCGAGCUGGCCAUGAUUAUGGACCGUCUUUACGGUGGAGUCUGCUAUGCAGGAAUUGACACUGACCCAGAGCUCAAGUACCCAAAGGGCGCGGGGCGGGUAGCCUUCUCUAAUCAGCAGAGUUACAUUGCUGCCAUCAGCGCACGAUUUGUCCAGCUGCAGCAUGGAGACAUUGACAAGCGGGUUGAGGUGAAGCCCUAUGUCCUAGAUGAUCAGCUGUGUGAUGAGUGCCAGGGCGCUCGCUGUGGAGGGAAAUUUGCUCCAUUUUUCUGUGCUAACGUCACCUGCCUGCAGUACUACUGUGAAUUCUGCUGGGCCAACAUCCACUCCCGCGCCGGCCGAGAGUUUCACAAGCCCCUGGUGAAAGAGGGGGCCGACCGCCCCCGCCAGAUCCACUUCCGCUGGAACUAGAGAUGCGACCACAGCCACGGUGACACGGUCAGAGGGAAAGGAAAGAAAACGCUGGCUAACAGGAAAAAGAGCAUCGCUCUGCCUCUCCUGCUCUCCUAAGCUAUCAGUAUAAUCAAGUACAUAACACUAUACAGUAUAUAUAUAUACAUAUAUCUAUAUAUCUUUUGUAGCAGCCAAACACCACAAGCCUCAGUUUUUCACCAAAACCCCCCUCACAUCUCAGGCUCUGACAACUCUACAACUCUUUUGUGGUACUUUCAUGUUUUCUAAGAGGAGAUUUAAAAAGAGAUUGAUUUUUGUAGUUUUUUUUAUUAUUAUUAUUUUUGUAUGUGAGAUUUAAAGUAGAUAUGGGAAUGUUUUUGCAUGGGGGCAGCUUGUCUGUCUGUCUGUUUGUCUGCUGCUAGCCACCCCACAGUGCGUGUAGCGCACACUUGUUACUGGGAAAAUGUUGAUCCUGUAAUCUCGACGCCUGCCCCAGGUCAUUAACCAAAGGUAGCAAAACGAUAGGAAGCAUAAAACUGAUACAUUUCUGCCGCAAAACAAACUCUUAUUUUCUAAUGUUGCUAUGUGCUCUUUCUUCUUGUUAGGGAGUUUAUUAAAAAAGAUUAUAGGGUUAUCUCUGCGCUCAUAUUGACCCAUAAAAUGUUACCUCAGAAUACAAAAUCUGGUUUGUAUUAACUUUAUUCAACAAUGACAUUUAUAAUUACAAGCUAUAUUAGAAGCUUCGCUGCUAUAUAUAUAUAUAUGUGUGCAUAUAUAUAUAUAUAUGAAUAGAUGUAUAGGUAUUAUAUUUAAUGCCAUUUAUAAAUCAGAAUCAUGAAAAAUGAAAUGCAGUCUGCACUCAACCACUUAUGGCCCCCAUUGCUGUGGAAAACGUUAAAGUGCAUGUUAUGUCAAUAGGCUUAGCUACACAAAUUGCAUGCAGGAUAGAUGUUAAGAAAAAUCACUUUGCAUAAAAAAACAAACCACUGAAAUCAUUAUUAAAGACAAGACAUAAAAUCCUAUGGUGAGUAGCAUGACCGAUGUCUAAGAGAGAAAAAAAUCAGAUGAAGACAAAGCUAAACAAGUGAGGAAAAAAAAAACGUAUUUAAACUUGCAUGCACUGAUGUUUAUCUGUUGUUUGAUCCGUUUACAUACUUAUGAUACAAAAAGCGAUAUUGGUUCUACUGUAGAUUAGUUGAUGCCAUCAUUUUGUGACAUGGUGGCCUGUAUGGCAACAACAACAACAAAAAAAAACUCCUGUUGAGAAGCAGAGUGGUGUUCAGUGGUUUGUGUUUGUGUCGUCCCUGUGCUGUGUGACCCUUGUUAAUGUAGACUGAGGUUGUAGUUUAGUUACAAGCAGAUUAUGUAGAGGAGGAUACAACAUCAAAAUACUCUGCCUUCACACUUCAGAUCCCUUAUCUCGUAUGGUAACAAUGUUUAUUUCUUAAGUAGCACCGCCAUUAGCAGACCAGAGUCAAACACUAGACUUGAAAAGACUUGAUGAGCUUGAAAAGGUGUAACUGGGAGAAAGUGCGUACGUGCAGCACACUGUGUGAAGCCAGUUGGUUACUGAGCAUCCUUAGUACAUGUUCACUUAGUUUUUAUGAUUUCUCCAAAUCCAAAUAACCGGUUGAAACAAUCAGCUCCGGCACUGUGUUUCUGCAGCUCCAUGAAUCCAGAGAAAUUCUGGCCCCAGUUUAUGUCCUUUUACUGGAAGAUGAAGAAAACGCACCUCCUCAGUUCGGUAUUAUAACGAGGAUGAUGACACGUCUUUCUUGACUUGCUAAAUACAAAUAACUGUGUUCUUUUUGUUGGUUUGUUUGUUUGUUUGUGUUGGACUGUGACCCCUUAAGGUUUGUCACUCUUAAAUAAUAUUUAGGGACAAUCUUUCUGUGAGCAAAGGAUGUUGCUGGCGGCCCAGCGAAUCCGUUUGGUACUGUACCGGUGUGUAUCUCUGCAGUAUAGCUCUGGUGUCCUAGUGGUUUUGUGUUUCCAUGGCCUGGCGUGUGGUCCUUGGUAUUGGUGUUUCAGGCGUCAAGUGUAAAACCCGUUACAAAACCUUAAUGGAAAUGAGAUUUUCAGUUUUGUUACAUCCACACUUUGAUACUUUGAUCUCUUUAUUUAUUUUGAUUCUGUCAACCUGUCCCCCUCACUUGCCCUUCAUUUUUUAAAAUAAUAUUUUAUGCACUACUUUUCUAUAUUCCCCCUAAUUUCUAUUGCUGUUGAUUUCCCUCCCCGACAAGCUAAUGACUUCACUGCAGACUUGGGAUAUCUUACUACUUUGCUAUUAGCUUCUCCAAGACAUCUGCAUAUUUAUUCUAUAGAUGAUUUAUUAAAUUUUAUUUUUUCAUUAUCACUAUUAUUUAAGAUGUAGCUUGAAGCAGUGGUCUUACGUUAUCGCCCUGCAUGAAUAGAGCAGGAAUCCGAGAGUUUCUAAUAUAUUUUAAGGUAGUCUGGAUGUUAUGAGGACUGGGAGUCCAGUAGUGUCACAGGGUGCUGUAACACAGUCGAUUCUACAGCAUGACAGCCACGAUCGGUGUGCAAAUGAAAGCAAGCGAGUGAUUUAGUAACUCCCAUCGUUUAUAUAUAUAUACAUAUAUAUAUAUAUAUAUUUAUAUUUCCCUGUGGCUGUAGUUCUCACGGUGUCAUACUCAGAAGAGAACUUGUUUGAAUAUCGUCACCUGUAACACUUGACUCGUGCUGUUUUGUGAGGUUCUAUUUUCUAUGUUGAACACUGUUACUUUGUUCUGUGUCUUUGUUUUUUUUUUUGUAAAAAUCAUAUUUAUUUCACUAUUUUUGUAGACAAAUAACUAUUUGAUUUUGAUUGUAUUUUUCUAUUUAAAUAGGACUAUUAUACCUUUUAUUUCCCCGCCCUUCCCUCCCCCACACCCGAGGUGAAUUAUGUCCAAAAAGCAAAGUUCUGUUCAAAGACAAAGAAUCAUGUCGUUCAGAUUUUAGUGCAGCAUCAACGGUUUUGAUAAUACAAUUUGAUUACCUAAUUCUUAUUUUUAGUACACAUUACACAUUUAAUUUAAAGGAAGGAAACAUGAAGGUUCUAUUAUAUUCAUGGAAGACACUUGAGAUUCUCCCCUGUCGCAUCGAGGCCUCAGCUGCCUGUCCUCGUAGAUGCUCUGAAACUUGAAUAUAACACAUUUUGAAAGGCUGACUAACCUCGAAUCUGUGUUGUGACGUGCAAUACUGUUUCUAAUGUUUGUAUAAAAGUAAGAAUUACAGUGUAAACCUUUUUAAUGCAGAUUUAUUUUUUUCAUUGCAUAUUUUGCAGAUUUCUGAUCCACAGUGUCAUUUUUUACUGUCAGAAAAUAAACCCCUUUUUUUCAUUGCAACUAUUUUUAAAUCCAGAUAUCUUUGUACUGAUGUAAAUGAUUGUAGUUAUUUUGGAUAGUGUUUUGCUAACAAAAGGAGAGACUUUUUCAUGCAUAUUUCUAUUUCAUUUCAUCUUGUUUUAUCCCGUAUUUUAUUUCAUUUAAUAGUAGCAAAAUUCUUGGAAUAAUUUUUCAUAUUAAAUGUCAUUGGUAUUAUUUUGUAUUUUUAUGUGGAAAUACAGUAUAUAUAAUUUUAAGAUGCUAAUUGCUAAGAUAUUAUUUUAAGUUGAAUUAUUUUUAAAGCUAAAUAUUUGUAAUAUUAUUGUUAAAGUAACUAAUUUCUAAAUCAGAGUUUGUGUAUAGAUUCACAAAAAGUGGUUUAUGAGGUGUUCGGAUUGUAAUUAUUACUGAGUGGUUCUUUGAUAUGCAAAAUGAAUAUCAUGUUGAUUUUUAUUUUUUGUUGGUUUUGUAUUUAAAUGGGGUGUUGAUUAAAACCUUUUUUUUUUCUUUCACUUCCUGAAUAAAGACCCAUUCUGUUUGGACACAG